This is a messenger RNA of Maudiozyma saulgeensis, 378 nucleotides long. The record is from the annotation of a GenBank genome assembly. NCBI's taxonomy places the organism in Eukaryota, Fungi, Ascomycota, Saccharomycetes, Saccharomycetales, Saccharomycetaceae.
AUGUUAUAUGAAUUAGUUGGAAUAGUACGUACUUUGAAUCGUGCUUCACAAACUACUGAGGCUAAAGAACUUCUCACUACAGUUGGUAAAUUAAUUCUAAAUAAUAGAGGUGUAAUAAGAAAAAUUGUACCGUUAGGUCAAAGACAACUGCCGAAAAUUAUGAAGAAGGACCAAGAACAACAUAUUAAUGGGUAUCAUUUCUUAAUGUUAUUUGAUUCCUCGGCUGCAGUUCAAUCUGAAAUCCUUAGAACGUUAAAGAAGGAUCCCAGAGUCAUUAGAUCCUCUAUUGUUAAAGUUGAUUUGGAGAAAAGAUUAAAUACACCAUCUUCAUUGCAUAAGGCUUUGGGUCAAGAUUCUGUUAUUCAAGCAAAACACUGA